GGAUAAACACAAUCCAUUUCCGAUUUACCUAACCCAUUUUUCUUUGUUAAUUCUUAAUUCACGCCGAAGCAUCCACCUGCGAAACCUCUUGCCAAUCAAUCCACCAUUCAAUCAACUAAGUAGCAUACGCUACUCUAUUCCUCGAUCCCUUGUUAUUCCUAUGCCGACCGUCGUUGUGCCCGCUUAUUAUUCCAAGCAAGCUAAUGAUUCUCGAUCUCGCCUCUGACAAUGGAUCGCCCUCUACGAGCUCUUCGGACUAAUCCAUCCCGCGCCGCCAAAUUGAAGGCACCAUGCCGCACGACUAGAUCAACAGCCGCAUACUUCCGUUCCUACUCGCUUUCAUCCGAGUCCGACAGUGAUCUUGACGAUGACAGCGACGAUUUCGAAACUAGCCAUGCCCCGAUUAAACAUACAUUCCCUACCACGCGAAAGCGAAAGAGCACCAGCGAUAACUACUCGCCACCUCCGAAAAAAGUCCUGCGUCAAGCACACAAAGUCGUCAAAAAGGCCUCUCCGAAAACAAUAGCUCCUAGUACCCCGGAUUCAAAUGAGGUUACACCUGCGGCUUCACCUGCUACCCCUUCCAACACUUGUACAUUCCGUCUUCCUUUGGAAAAUCUUCCGUAUCACGUCCUCCUAUGUGUUUUCGACAGCAUCGCCGCGCCAAUCCGUGACCUUUCAUCACGACGUGAAGAUGUCUCCGAGGCGGUUGGAGAUUUAAUGUCGGCCGCACGGGUUUGCAAGGCCUUUCUCGAACCUGCGUUAGCAAACUUGUACAAGUGCCCUCCAUUCUACCACCACUGGCGAUACACCAAAGCCCCCCAAACCUCUCUCAGCCAAUUCAUCGACACUCUAAACUUGUCUCCCGACACUACCAUAAUGAAUUACCGACCCAAAGUUGAAGUUCUACAGAUGGAAGUGGCAUCAACUUUGAUCCCAAGGUUCGGCACAAACUAUCUAAACUUUCAGACUGUGGUGCGGAAUCUGCCAAGACUGUCAAGUAUGGAGUUGUACCACGAAUUUGACGAGCCGCCUUAUCGUAAAUUAGACGAGCACAUCCGAUUCAAAUGUGCUGCAGAUGACUUGAUGCAAACUUUAGCAGGCCGUAAAGUUAGUGAUACGACCGUUCCCACGCAAUUGAAAAGUUGGCGUUGGAACUCGCGUCUUACUUCGGACUCGCUCUCGCUAGAUAAGUUGGCGGGAUUUCAUUCCAACUCAAGUUUCGCCAGCCUGCGAAAAGUAGCAUUUGUGAAUUAUCAACUUGCGUCCUGGGGCUUGACGGCUAGACAACAGUCUAGUGAAGUGAUAGAGAGACAAAACCAUGAAAGGAUCGCCCAACUCUCUGCCUGUAUUUCGGCUUUGCCAGACCUGGAGCAUCUCGUUUUAGAGUCCUGUACAUUGGUUAAUGGCCUAUUACUGGAACAACUUCCCACCUCCCUCAAACAUCUGGAAUUUAUCAACUGCUGGGAGCUAACAGCAAAUGAUCUUACUAAUUUUCUACUUUCUAACGGGAGCCACUUGCAAAGUCUCACUAUCAAUCACUGCCAAUCGUUGAGCCUAACAUUUCUUCCCGUCUUAGAGUUCGCCUGUCCCAAGCUGCAACACCUCUACAUAGAUUUGUCCUACUUCCGACACCACGAGCACUAUGCUGACAAUAAACCUGAGUAUGACGUCCUGCUUACGGAGAACGAUGUGCCGAGGUGGCCGCCCUCAAUUCAAUCUAUUGAGAUCCUUCACAUGCGGAAGUGGGGUCGUAGGGCAGCAGAGACUUUCUUUCAAAGCUUGGUGCAGAGCGCGUCGGAACUUCCCCACCUUCGUCGACUCGCAUUGAGAAUCGCGCUAGACAUAGGUUGGCGUCAACGCCAAGAAUUCCGGGAAUUCUGGGUGGAUAAGAUGGCGAGGAUCUUUAAGAGGAAGACGAAGCCUAGAAAAGAUAUCAAGACAGUACGCGCACCACCAGUCAAACCCCAGCGGCAAGAACAGAGGAUGGAGCUAAAGCCGAAGAUCUCAACUUCUACAACGUUACCACGGCGGCGAAGCACGCGAAUCGCUAAUCUUUCACCGGCACCAACCUCGUCAGAGGGUGAGCCGAAUUACCUCAGUAAGGCUGAGCUCACGCGAGCCUCGGCCAUCAGUAAAGAACUCAAGCGGCUCAGAGGGAGUGGAUUAUUGCUGAAGGAACGAGAUGCCGACGAUGAAGAGAGCGAAGACGAAUUAGCCGCUGACCACUCCGAUCAGAGUCAAUUGGAACGCAAGGUGAGAAAGGUUUCGAGACAAGUAUCGGACAAUGAAUUUAUUCAUGGUCUCUGUGAUGUGGUGGAUAUUCAAGUUGAUAACCAUCGGCCCACGGAAAGACAGUUCGACAUGGAGGACUUUUUGGACUCUCCAGAAGAGUCGGAUCCUGAUUGGGACGGCGGAGAUGCCGAUAUUUUCGAUUAAUAGCCUUCUCAAAUGGGUUGAAGGUUCCCCUACAUAAUAUGAACAAGAGAUUUAUGACUUGCAUGAGGAUGGAAGUGGGAGGGAUGGAAAUUAUUCUAAUGAACUUGGCGUUGGAUGGUAAGAUCGGACAUUAUUAGAUAUACGUCAUCACUGACACGACGAUCCCGCACAUGGAGUUUGAUUGGCAAGGCGUCCAAGGCAUCCAAUGUACUUGAUACAGAAGGGCUAGAAAUUGCAUGUUGCAUGGCUGAAAGGUAGCUUACAAAUAGAGGCAGUAUAUGUAAGGUACCUUUCUUGGUAUCCUAGGCUCGCCUAUAUAAAAAUAGAAAAAAAAAAAAAAUUUAACAGCGAUCCGAAC
Daldinia caldariorum is the source of this 2797-nucleotide messenger RNA. RefSeq lists its product as uncharacterized. NCBI's taxonomy places the organism in Eukaryota, Fungi, Ascomycota, Sordariomycetes, Xylariales, Hypoxylaceae. The record is from RefSeq and is a predicted model, not a curated record. The coding region runs from base 229 to 2439 and encodes 736 amino acids. The transcript has a single exon.